Molecule: messenger RNA, 1794 nt
Organism: Penicillium argentinense
Lineage: Eukaryota; Fungi; Ascomycota; Eurotiomycetes; Eurotiales; Aspergillaceae
Exons: 3
Biological process (GO): L-valine biosynthetic process
Cellular component (GO): acetolactate synthase complex; mitochondrion
Molecular function (GO): acetolactate synthase activity; flavin adenine dinucleotide binding; magnesium ion binding
Source: RefSeq, a predicted model, not a curated record
GUAUACACCGCAUCUUUCGCCUUUUUCGAAGCACUAUGGGAGGGUGGCGUGACCCAUGUCUUCGUCAAUUUAGGGUCUGAUCACCCUUCCAUCCUCGAGGCGAUGGUCAAGGGGCAGAAUGAAAAGAGGGACCAAUUCCCCACGAUUAUCACUUGUCCCAAUGAGAUGGUCGCGCUCUCGAUGGCCGAUGGCUACGCUCGCUUAACCGGCCAGCCACAGGCUGUGAUCGUACAUGUCGAUGUUGGAACCCAAGGAUUGGGCGCUGCAGUUCACAAUGCAUCGUGUGGUCGUGCUCCGGUUCUGAUUUUCGCCGGUCUCUCCCCGUAUACAAUUGAAGGUGAGACGAGGGGUUCGCGGACAGAAUAUAUCCACUGGAUCCAGGAUGUGCCUGAUCAGAAGCAAAUUGUUUCCCAAUAUUGUCGGUACUCGGGAGAGAUUAAGUCUGGCAAGAACGUGAAGCAGAUCGUGAACCGGGCUCUGCAAUUUGCGACGAGCGAUCCCAAGGGACCAGUAUAUUUGGUGGGCGCUCGUGAGGUUAUGGAAGAAGAUAUCGAGCCAUAUCAACUGAACCAGCGUGUCUGGGGCCCCGUGGCCCCCGCUGCCUUGCCUUCGACUGGUGUUGAGCUGAUCGCUUCCGAACUGGCUGCUGCUCAAAACCCGAUGGUGAUUGUUGGGUAUACAGGUCGACAGGCCCAGGCAGUAACGGAGCUCGUAUCUUUGGCUAAUGCCUUCAAGGGUGUUCGGGUGUUGGAUACUGGUGGAAGUGAUAUGUGCUUCCCUGCGAACCACCCUGCCUGGCUGAGCUUACGAUACCCUGGCCAUGAGCUAGUGAAGUCUGCCGAUUUCAUCCUGGUGAUUGAUUGCGAUGUCCCGUGGGUGCCAACCCAGUUCAAGCCGUCAGAGACCGCGAAAAUCAUCCAUAUCGACGUGGAUCCAUUGAAACAGCAGAUCCCGGUCUUCUAUAUCCCAUCCAUGGCCACAUUCCGCGCAGACUCCGCUACCGCACUCAAGCAGAUCAAUGACCACGUUGCGAGCAGAGGCGCGCUGCAGCAGUUCAUUGGCUCCAAGGAGAACAUCACCCUGGGACAACGCCGAGAUGAAGAAUAUCUGAAACGACGCCAAGAGAUUACCGACCUGGCGACUGUGCCAGAAGGCGGCGACGGCGCAUCCCUGAAUGUCAACUAUCUCAUCGCACAAGUUCGAAAGGGAUGCCCCGACGAUGCCAUCUGGGCCAUCGAGUCUGUCACCCUUACCCAUUUCGUGGCAGACCAGGUCUCUGCCACUCUGCCGAACUCGUGGAUUAACUGCGGAGGUGGAGGCCUGGGUUGGUCCGGAGGAGGUGCUCUGGGUAUCAAGCUUGCUUCGGACGUGCAGCAUGGUGGACGAGGCAAGGGCAAGUUCGUCGUGCAAAUAGUGGGAGAUGGAACCUUCCUAUUCUCGGUUCCUGGAUCCGUAUACUGGAUCUCGCGCCGCUAUGGAAUCCCAAUCCUGACAAUUAUCCUCAACAACAAGGGCUGGAAUGCUCCGCGCCGCAGUAUGUUGCUGGUCCACCCAAGCGGGGAUGGCUCGAGGGCGACGAACGAAGACUUGAAUAUCUCUUUCGCACCUACGCCCGACUAUGCGGGUAUCGCGAAGGCUGCUGCCGGUGGUGAAAUGUGGGCUGGUCGGGCAUCGACCGUGGCCGAGCUAUCGCAGAAGCUGCCUGAAGCUAUUCAGAGUGUCCUGAAUGGCAAAGGUGCAGUUUUGGAGGCGCAACUGGAUGGAACGAUAGGAAAGUAUGUAGAGAAGGCUUAG